AUGGAAGCUUCAGCCAGAUUCCCUGUCCCUAGGCGCUCCUAUGCUGAUAUGACAUCUACACCUCAGUCCAAUAUGUAUCCCUCGCAGGCUUCUAUCGCUCAAUUAUAUGACCACCCCCCUCUGCAGUCACCCUACUCCUCCCCUCAGAAAACAGUAUCUUAUCGCAAAACAGUUUAUAACUCCCCUCGUCCUCAUGCUCCUCUCGGCAAAUCCUAUGAUGCAGUUGCCCACAACAACAUCACACAAACUCCAAAAUCUACACAACCAAAUGGUUGCGCUUUAACAGACAACCAGAAGUACAUAGAAACCACUCCUCUUCCAACUCCUAAUGAUAACUUAAUUGAAUUACUUACUUGCACCUUAAUAAACAUUAUCUCUAAAUUCUCUGAAGCCUUACCGCCCAAUGUCACUAUCCUUGUUCAACAGCUCCUCACAAAGUUAAUUGUUAAUAAUGGACCAGUCAGUCCUACAGUGGAACAGUUGCAAGCUAUCCUAGGUACUAUCCCUUCCCCUCUCAUUGUGCUUGGUGAUUUUAAUUGCCAUCACACUAUGUGGGGAUCACAUUUUAAUGACCCACUGUCCUCUUCCCUGCUGGACUUACUUGAUGACCUGAAUCUCUGCGUACUGAAUGAUGGAUCCGCCACUCGACGCAUUGCCCCUACCCAAAACCCGAGCUCCCCUGACCUUAGUCUUGCAUCCCCAACUUUGAUAAAUAAACUUAUCUGGCACAUCCUUCCAAACUCAUAUGCUGCUGACGACUCAAUUCCCAUCAAAAACUCGACAAUAAAUAAAAUCUGCUCUCCACCAUGGUGGGAUAAUGAGUGCACCACAUCCGUUAAACAGCGAAAAGAUGCCGAAAACACAUACGCACUAAACCUAACGAUGGACAACUAUUUGGCUUUUCGCAAAAUUUGUGCUAGCACAAAAAGACUCUUAGCUAAAAAAAAAAAGAUAGGAUGGCAGAAAUUUUGCGAAUCAUUAUCCCCACGAACACAUCCUUCAGUAGUCUGGAAGAAGUUAAAUUCAUUCCGCAAGGGAUGUACUAGCGUGGAAGCUACUUCUAAUGACCCUCUGCCAUGGCUUAAUAAUCUGUAUAACAAUUUAGCUCCUCCAUUCGCCCCCUCCCAAGACUGCCUCCCAAUACCAUCCCCUCCUGUGUCAAAUGAUAGAAUGGACGAACCCUUCUCAUACCCGGAGCUGUGCUGCGCUCUCGACCACCUUAGAGACUCAUCCCCUGGUAUAGAUGGUAUUCCUUACUCCUUCAUCCAUAGGAUCUCUAUUUCUGCGAAAAAGAAGUUACUGGAAAUAUUGAAUGCCGUUUUUGUAUCAGGAAAUGUACCGGAAUCUUGGAAAACCCAAAUCGUGGUUCCCAUUCUAAAGCCUGGUAAGGAUGCAUCCGAUGCCAGUUCGUACAGACCUAUUGCUCUCUCCUCGGUUCUGGCAAAAAUCAUGGAACACUUAUUAAAAAAUAGGCUUGAGUGGAUUUUAGAGAACAAAAACCUUCUACCGAACAGCCAAUUUGGAUUCAGACGUGGAAGAGGAACUAUUGAUAGUCUCAGUAUACUCACCAACGAAGUCCGACUUGCCUUCUCCAAAAAUCAGCAUCUUAUAGGCGUCUUUCUAGACGUCUCAUCUGCGUAUGACAAUGUCCAGCUUCCAAUACUCAGGCAAAAAUUGCAAAAGCUGAGUAUCCCUGCGAGACUGACCAACAUCAUAUGCAAUCUCUUUAUGGCCAGAUCUAUCUCUUUGCGCUUUCAAGGCUCUCUCCAUCCUCCAAGACUGGUCUGGAAAGGCCUUCCUCAGGGCUCCGUCUUGAGCCCCCUCCUUUUUAAUCUUUACACCUGCGAUCUAGAGACAUCUGUUUCCUGCUUCUGCAAUACAUUACAAUAUGCUGAUGAUAUUGCCUUAUAUUUAGCUUCCGACUCCCUGCCUGGAAUUGUCUCUGGCCUCAAUAAUGCCUUGUGGUAUUUACACCAAUGGCUAGAGGAUCACGGCCUAGCUCUCUCCAUACCCAAAUGUACGGCUGUUGUAUUCACCCGGAAGAGACAAAUUCCCCCUAUACAUCUUUCUCUUAAUGGUCAGAAUAUCAAAACCGAAGACAAGGUUAAAUUUCUCGGUAUCAUUCUAGACUCUAAACUCUCUGGUCUCCAUCAUCUCACUUACAUCUCUAAUAAGUGUGAGAGUGCAAUUAACGUACUGAAAGCUCUCUCUGGAGUUCGUUGGGGGUCUCAUCCCUAUAGUCAGAAGCUUCUGUACAACUCCAUAGUUAGGAGCCACUUUGAUUACGGAUGCUUCCUGCUAGAACCAUCCAAUAAAAUUGCCUUGGCAAAACUUGACAGAAUCCAAUCAAGGUGCCUACGAUUAGUUCUGGGUGCAAUGAAAUCUUCACCUAAUAACGCAGUCCAAGUAGAAUGUGUAGAUCCUCCCCUCCAACUUCGCAGACAAUUCCUUUCAGAUAGAUUCUUCCUAAAUGCUUACCAGUACAACGACCAUCCUUUGGUCGCAGCUUUAGAAACCCUGUCAGACCUAGCCUCCACAUCCGCUUAUUGGUCACGUAAGGACCCUUCACCAAUCCUCAAGAGUUUCCACACAAUUAAAGCCUUGCCUUACUCAAUCAUUAGAACACAUCGCAACCCUAUCUUUGAAUAUGAUUAUAAUUCCUUAAUUUUUCACCCCACAGUGCAUUUAAACUUUAAUAUCCAAAAACACAGCAUUACAGCAAAUCAGGAUUUUAAUAAAAUUAUAGAGGAAUACUUUAGAGAUUGGGUUCUCGUUUAUACUGACGCGUCCAAGUUGUCUAAUGACGGCAACACUGGCGCUGCAGUAUGGAUCCCUAAAUACAAUAUACUGCUCAGUUUUAAAUGUCCUCCUCCCACAUCGAUUGUUACUGGAGAAUCUAUCGCCAUCUUAGAAGCUGUUUUAUACGUAGAAUCCCACCAAAUUAAUAAAACCCUAAUCUUAUCAGAUUCUCUAAGUUGCUUACAAGAUAUCCAGAAGUAUCCAUUCCAUGCCAAAAACAACUCUAUUAUAUCCUUGGAAAUACGACAAAGUCUCUACAAAUGUCAUAACUCUGGUAUAAAUGUUGCUCUAGCAUGGAUUCCUAGCCACUCGGGAAUAAUAGGGAACGAGUCAGUUGACUCGUGGGCCAGACAAGCGGUGAGUAUGGGCAAUACCACUCAUAACAAAUGUUAUGCUCGUGAUCUACGAGCACAGGCAAAGCCUCAGUUGAUGCAGGCAUGGCACCACCUAUGGCAAAAAACGAGACUGGAAAAAGGAAAGUAUUAUGGAAGCAUUCAACCGGAAAUACCCUCCAAACCAUGGUUCUUCUCCCAGCGCUCACUAGACAAAUGGGUUACUUCAGUUAUAUGCCGCCUCCGACUAGGACAUAUAUGUACUCCCACUUUCCUUUUUAAAAUCAGAGUUCGUGACCACUCUCUCUGUGAAUGUGGCCUAGACGAAGGGACAUUGGAGCACAUAUUUUUCACAUGUCAAAACCUGUCAGUUCCACUCUACGAUAUGCUUCCCCGUAAUAUUGCCAGACCUAUUAAUAUUCCUUUUCUUUUAACACUGGCCCACUCCCCUCUAGUUAAAAUACUAGCCAAAUUUAUUGCUGUCAAUAAUAUAAAAAUAUAA
Molecule: messenger RNA, 3633 nt
Organism: Achroia grisella
Lineage: Eukaryota; Metazoa; Arthropoda; Insecta; Lepidoptera; Pyralidae
Exons: 3
Coding region: 1-3633 (1210 amino acids)
Molecular function (GO): RNA-DNA hybrid ribonuclease activity; nucleic acid binding
Source: RefSeq, a predicted model, not a curated record